This is a messenger RNA of Styela clava, 2864 nucleotides long. RefSeq names its product actin, cytoplasmic. The record is from RefSeq and is a predicted model, not a curated record. Lineage: Eukaryota; Metazoa; Chordata; Ascidiacea; Stolidobranchia; Styelidae.
CUAAGCACUCCAAGAUCAAAUUCGCUUUUGCGCUUAGAUGAUCCGUCAUCUAAUUUUCGUACUUGAAUAAAACAUGUGAAAUAAACUUAUAAAUUAGAACGAAAUAAGAAUAAAAAACCAAAUUAGAUAAUAUAAUUUUUCGUCUUGUAUUUUGGUUCUUUUAACUUAUUCUUGCUACGUGUUCUAACUCUUCCGAUAUUUGUUGAUAAAACAACAAAGAGUUAUUGCUAAAAUCAAGUUUAUUUCACAUAUUUUUCAAAAUUAAAUUGGUGAAACAAUAUAUUUUAUAUUCAUUUACUCGGGAUAUCAAUAUUAGAAUUAUAAAAAAGAUCUAGAAAUUGUUUCAAAAUUAUAAUGAAAAUAAUCUCGUUGGUGUAAAAAUGACUCUACUUCAUAUGCACUGUCAAAGUAUGGGGAAUAUUUCAAACGAAAUUUUUUAAAUGAAAUAUUCACAAAAAUUGGUUAUUUUGGUGUUUUUAAUAUUACCAUUUUAGCAUGUUGCUUCAAACGACGUUUCGUUGAAAAUGUUUCUGCUUACAAUCUUCAAACAACGUUAUAUUAUUUCUUUACAUGUAAAUCGCGUUGACAAGGCUAUUCCGGCCAGAAGGUAGUUCCCAAUGCGGUUGUGUGUGAAUUUGGUUACAUAUGACAAAUGCGGUCACGAGUGGCCUUUCAUUCAUAACAUCACAUUCGUGAUAAAUCUUCUGACUGGAUCGUCUCGGUCAUUUUUUUAUUUUCUUCAAUAUGUUUCUACAUUCCGAAUGGCAUUGUGUUUAGAUUACGUCGCACACUCCAACCUUUCCGUACUUUAUUGAAAUUAUAUAUUUGGAACUUUUAUGCCCGGUGAAGCGUUUUCAUCUGAUAAUCCUAAUGGUUUUAUUCCCAACAUAUCAUAAAAUGUAAUAUGUCAUUAUGUGAAUGCUGAAAAAUAAAGUGGCGAUAUCCCACAUUCCCUUUCAAACAACGUCGUCAGCUAUAUUUAACGAAGUAUUGUGAUGUAUUAGUAACAGCUACUACAUAUUGUGAUGGAAUUUAAUACGACGAUUUUCAAUUGUGUUGUCAUUGUGACGUUAUUUUGCACAGCAUUUUGUUUGAAACAUUUUCUUUUAUUCUCACCCCGCCCCGUGGUCACCAUUGUUUAUAUAUCAAUUAUUUAGUUGUGUGCUGGUUCUUACCUGUACUGUAUUUGUUUUAGCUGUCACAGGUUAAAUCCUUAGUUAUUCUAACUUAACUGUAAAUCUAAACCCAAACUAUCAAAAUGUGUGACGAAGAUGUUGCUGCUCUUGUUGUCGAUAAUGGUUCCGGAAUGUGCAAAGCCGGAUUUGCCGGGGAUGACGCCCCACGUGCAGUGUUCCCAUCUAUUGUUGGAAGGCCAAGACAUCAGGGUGUCAUGGUAGGAAUGGGACAGAAAGAUUCCUACGUCGGAGAUGAAGCUCAAAGCAAGAGAGGAAUUCUGACCCUUAAAUAUCCAAUCGAACACGGAAUCGUCACAAACUGGGAUGAUAUGGAGAAAAUCUGGCAUCACACAUUCUACAAUGAAUUGAGAGUUGCUCCAGAAGAACAUCCCGUACUUCUCACUGAGGCCCCACUCAACCCCAAGGCCAACAGAGAGAAGAUGACCCAGAUCAUGUUCGAAACUUUCAACACUCCAGCAAUGUACGUUGCAAUCCAGGCCGUACUUUCCCUCUACGCAUCUGGACGUACUACCGGUAUCGUCUUCGACAGCGGUGAUGGUGUCUCCCACACUGUCCCCAUCUACGAGGGUUACGCACUCCCUCACGCCAUCUUGCGUUUGGAUUUGGCUGGACGUGACUUGACCGAUUAUUUGAUGAAGAUUCUCACAGAAAGAGGAUACUCCUUCACCACAACUGCUGAACGUGAAAUUGUUCGUGAUAUCAAAGAGAAACUCUGCUACGUUGCCCUUGAUUUCGAUCAAGAGAUGGAAACAGCAUCUACCAGUAGCUCGUUGGAAAAAUCUUACGAACUUCCUGACGGACAGGUUAUCACCGUCGGAAACGAACGAUUCCGUUGUCCCGAAACCUUGUUCCAACCAUCAUUCAUUGGAAUGGAAUCUGCUGGAAUUCAUGAAACCACAUACAAUUCAAUCAUGAAAUGUGACGUCGACAUUCGUAAAGAUUUGUACGCCAACACUGUCUUGUCUGGAGGUUCCACCAUGUACCCCGGAAUCGCCGACCGUAUGCAAAAGGAGAUCAGCGCACUCGCUCCACCAACAAUGAAGAUCAAAAUCAUCGCCCCACCUGAGCGUAAAUAUUCUGUCUGGAUCGGAGGUUCCAUUCUCGCCUCUCUUUCCACUUUCCAACAAAUGUGGAUCUCCAAACAGGAAUACGAUGAAUCCGGCCCUUCCAUUGUCCACAGAAAAUGCUUCUAAUUUAACAAUUAUGUGUGCGUUCGCGCUUUUACUAGUCCCCCGUCACCGUCCAGGAGUUAAUUUACAUAAUGCUACAUCAUUCAGUCUAAGAGUAACUUGUUUGAAUACGAUUUUUUGUGUUUUUUAGUUAUUUUCUAGGUUAGAGUGGUGCAGUAUUGUGUCAUAGCCAUAGGAGAUUAAAAUAACCCGAUUUCUUCAAAUUAAAGCAUACUAUCUUCAGUAUAUAGAUAUUUCUUUAGAACAUUUUAUCGUUAUUGUUACUUGAUAAUGAAAUGUACAAUUCUAUUGUUAUGUCACGUUUGUGAUAUUUCCAAUUAUUAUGCAAUCAUAAUAAUCAAAACAAUAUAUCUGGAGAAUUAAACACUACAUUGUGGCACUUACAAAUAACAUUCCAAUUUCAUCAUAACCGUUUUUUACUUUCCGUAUAUUUAAAUGGAUUCAAAUUCGAAGAGAAAUAAAAAAGUUAUUAACAGAA